This is a messenger RNA of Centropristis striata (black sea bass), 1196 nucleotides long. RefSeq lists its product as uncharacterized. The record is from RefSeq and is a predicted model, not a curated record. The transcript has 2 exons. Lineage: Eukaryota; Metazoa; Chordata; Actinopteri; Perciformes; Serranidae. The coding region runs from base 418 to 1128 and encodes 236 amino acids.
GCGGGAAAACCCGCACAUGCGCAGAAACGAGAAAAAACGCGCAUGCGCAGAAGCGGAAAAAACGCGCAUGCGCAUUGCGCAGAAAAAUAAAUGAAAAGUUAAAUAAAUAAAAAUAAAAUAUAUAUAUAUUUUUUUUUUUAAUAAAAAAAAAAAUGUUAAAAAAAAAUUAAAUUAAAAAGUAAAGAAGUAAAAAGGACAGUGGUGGAAGAAGUAUUCAGAUCCUUUACUUUACUUCAGGAGGACUCUUAACUGAUAUGUAUAAGUUAGAAGAGGCAGGUAGCUACGGAGGGGGCCAUGGAAGGGGGGGAAAAUUAAGGUUGAAAAAAAAAAGAUGUACGCAAAACCAUUUGCGAGGUCUCGCAAAAGUACAGAAGAUUGUAUCGUCUUGUCGCUUGGAAUCAGCAAAUAGAGGGAGUCAUGGAGGAGGAUUUCGAGCAGUUCCUGCGGCCAAGAGAGGUCCCGCAAGCGGACAUCAUGCACAUGAAAAGAGACAAGGUUGACAAGGCAGUGAUUUCUGUUAUGACUGAUGAACAAAUGGCCAAAUAUAUCACUUCAUAUGGUGACAGAGUAGCUGUCCUUUCCUUCUGUCAACAAACAAUGUGCAGCCUUGAUAAAGAGACUCUUAUACAAAGAUUAGGAGAUAAAAUAGAAACUCGGAAAAUGAGAUCAAGGACAAAAGGUGUGCUCCAAAACCCAGGUGAGGGGAUGGCAAGACAUAGAAAUACUGCAGCAGAAAAGACUUCCAGGAAGAUUGAAAUAGGAUGGCUUCAUUUUUACAAUAAUGAAUACCAUCAAGUGAGAACCAAAAAUGGUGGAGGAACACGACAUGCAGCUGCGGAAAAAACAACAACUGUUGCUCAGAUCUUGAAGCUAGGAAAAGAGCUAUUUUUUCCAAAUGGACAGUCACCCAAAGGACAAGCUGAUGACUUUACCUUUGAGGUCUGUGAUUUUAAAAGAAAGCGAAUUAUUUUCGAUGACACUGUUGGUAGACUGUAUGAACAAACCAAAAUGAAGCUGCUUAGAUUUUACAUUUGCACAAAAGAAGAAGGACCUGCAACAGAUCAGUCUUCAUCUGAAGAGGAUGAAUGUUGUGAAGAUUAUUUAUCUGAGGAUUUAUCUGUCAGCUGAGGGAGCAGAUUCACAGUUGACUGAGGAUGGAUUCCACCUUGAUGCAGAUGAUUCAAUUACAGAUCUAC